Neomonachus schauinslandi (Hawaiian monk seal) is the source of this 2691-nucleotide messenger RNA. It is a transcript of the gene SFMBT2, whose product is annotated as Scm like with four mbt domains 2. Gene Ontology annotation, cellular component: nucleus. The transcript is spliced from 20 exons. The record is from RefSeq and is a predicted model, not a curated record. Gene Ontology annotation, molecular function: transcription corepressor activity; histone binding. Gene Ontology annotation, biological process: regulation of DNA-templated transcription. Lineage: Eukaryota; Metazoa; Chordata; Mammalia; Carnivora; Phocidae. The coding region runs from base 1 to 2691 and encodes 896 amino acids.
AUGGAGAGCAGCUUGUCAGCUUUCAGCAUGCAGGACCCUUCCUCCUCACCCUUGGACAAACAGCAAAGCUCAGCGAGCGGUAAUGGAGGUCUCGAUUCAGAAGAAGGCUCAAGCCUGGAGGAAAUUGGCUUUAACUGGGGAGAGUAUCUGGAAGAAACAGGUACCAACGCAGCUCCUCACACGUCCUUCAAGCAUGUUGAAAUCAGCCUUCAGAGCAAUUUCCAGCCGGGGAUGAAGUUGGAGGUGGCCAAUAAGAACAACCCAGACACGUACUGGGUGGCCACGGUCAUCACCACCUGUGGGCAGCUGCUGUUGCUACGUUACUGUGGUUACGGUGAGGACCGCCGGGCCGACUUCUGGUGUGACGUGGUGAUCGCGGAUCUCCACCCUGUGGGGUGGUGCACGCAGAACAACAAGGCCUUGAUGCCCCCGGACGCAAUCAAAGAGAAGUACACAGACUGGACAGAAUUCCUCAUUCGUGAUUUGACUGGUUCCCGGACGGCACCUGCCAACCUCCUGGAAGGUCCUCUGCGAGGGAAAGGCCCUAUAGACCUCAUUACAGUUGAUUCCUUAAUAGAACUUCAGGAUUCUCAGAGCCCUUUUCAGUACUGGAUAGUUAGUGUGAUUGAAAAUGUUGGAGGAAGAUUACGCCUUCGCUAUGUGGGAUUGGAGGACACUGAAUCCUAUGACCAGUGGUUGUUUUACUUGGAUUACAGACUUCGACCAGUUGGUUGGUGUCAAGAGAAUAAAUACAGAAUGGACCCACCUUCAGAAAUCUAUCCUUUGAAGAUGGCGUCUGAGUGGAAAUGUGCUCUGGAAAAAUCCCUUACUGAUGCCGCACACUUUCCUCUUCCAAUGGAAGUAUUUAAGGAUCAUGCAGAUCUGCGAAGCCAUUUCUUCACAGUUGGGAUGAAGCUAGAAACAGUGAAUUUGAGCGAGCCGUUUCAUAUCUGUCCUGCAUCAGUGACCAAGGUUUUUAACAAUCAUUUUUUUCAAGUGACUAUUGACGACCUAAGACCAGAACCUAGUAGACUCUCAAUGCUGUGCCAUGCAGAUUCUUUGGGGAUUUUACCAGUGCAGUGGUGCCUUAAAAACGGAGUCAAUCUCACCCCUCCCAAAGGUUACUCUGGCCAGGACUUCGACUGGGCAGAUUAUCACAAGCAGCAUGGGACAGAAGAAGCACCUCCCUUCUGCUUCAGAAAUACAUCAUUCAGUCGGGGUUUCAUGAAGAACAUGAAGCUUGAAGCCGUCAACCCCAGGAACCCAGGAGAGCUCUGCGUGGCCUCUGUUGUCAGUGUGAAGGGCAGGCUGAUGUGGCUUCACCUGGAAGGUCUGCAGACUCCUACUCCAGAGUUCAUUGUCGACGUGGAGUCCAUGGACAUCUUCCCCGUGGGCUGGUGCGAAGCCAACUCUUACCCUCUGACCACACCACACAAAACAGUCUCACAAAAGAAGAGAAAGAUUGCAGUUGUGCAGCCAGAAAAACAAUUGCCAUCCACAGUGCCUGUUGAGAAAAUACCUCACGACCUUUGUUUAUUCUCUCACCUGGACACCUCAGGUACUGUCAAUGGAAAAUACUGCUGUCCUCAGCUUUUUAUCAACCACAGGUGUUUCUCAGGCCCUUACCUGAACAAAGGGAGAAUCGCAGAGCUACCUCAGUCGGUGGGACCAGGCAAAUGUGUGCUGGUUCUGAAAGAGGUUCUUAGCAUGAUAAUCAAUGCAGCUUACAAGCCUGGAAGGGUAUUGAGAGAAUUACAGCUGGUGGAAGAUCCACACUGGAAUUUUCAGGAGGAGACGCUGAAGGCAAAGUACAGAGGCAAAACGUACCGGGCCGUGGCCAAAAUCGUGCGGACAUCGGACCAGGUAGCAGAUUUCUGCCGGCGGGUCUGUGCCAAGCUGGAGUGCUGCCCAAAUUUGUUCAGUCCCGUGCUGGUUUCGGAGAACUGCCCAGAGAACUGCUCCAUUCACACCAAAACCAAGUACACCUAUUACUAUGGAAAGAGAAAGAAGAUCGUGAAGCCCCCGAUCGGGGAAGCCAGCACUGAGAGCGGACACCCGAAGCCAGCCAGACGUAGGAAACGGCGCAAGUCCAUCUUUGUGCAGAAGAAGCGGAGGUCUUCCGCCGUGGACUUAGCUGCAGGCUCGGGGGAGGAGAGCGAGGAAGAGGAUGCGGAUGCCGAUGCCAUGGACGAGGACACUGGGAGUGAGGAAACCAGCUCCGAGCUCCGCGAUGACCAGACAGACACCUCUUCGGCUGAGGUCCCCUCCGCGCGGCCCCGGAGGGCCGUCACCCUGAGGAGCAACUCCGAGCCCGAGCGCCGGCUGCCCGUGGAGAGGCCGCGGCGGGGCCGGAGGGCGCAGGCCGCCUCGUGUGCCAAGGGGGCAGAGCAGGGCGCGGCCACUGGCCAGGACCCAGCAGGGGACCCGAAGCAGGAGGAGGAGGAGAGGCUUGUUCUGGAGAGCAACCCGUUGGAGUGGACGGUGACCGACGUGGUGAGGUUCAUCAAGCUGACGGACUGUGCCCCCCUGGCCAAGAUAUUUCAGGAACAGGACAUUGAUGGGCAGGCACUGCUGUUGCUGACUCUCCCCACGGUGCAGGAGUGCAUGGAGCUGAAGCUGGGGCCCGCCAUCAAGCUGUGCCAUCAGAUCGAGCGAGUUAAAGUGGCUUUCUACGCCCAGUACGCCAACUGA